AUGAAGGAAAGUACGACGAAGAACGACGUCUCAAAUGGUGCAAUAAGCCCUGAUGUCUAUUGUUGGCCGGAUGAAGAAGUGCACAGGGAACCUUCUAGGUUAUCUCGUCGAUGUGGUCCUAUAAGACAAUUUAAGGAAAGGCUGCAUCAUCUGCUGCAGCAUAAGGUGUUUCAUCUCACCGUUGUUGGACUUGCUGGACUGGAUGGCGUUUUUCUUAUACUCGUUCUCUUCCUGGGAAUCGAACGAUUACAGUCUUCUGAUGCUGAAAUGGCGAGGGUGUUUGAAGAGGCAAGGUUCGUCUUCGAAUGCGCAAGUCUUGCAGUCGUGACUGUAUUCAUCCUGGAAUUUCCGCUGAAAUUGUGGGUAUUUGGAAUUCGAUUCUACCGCACAAGUUGCGUGGAGACAGUCGAUGCCCUGGUCUGUCUCGUUAGUUUUUCGAUCGAUGUCUACGUAAUUGUCGUAAAUGAAAGCCACCGUGGAGAG
Dibothriocephalus latus is the source of this 483-nucleotide messenger RNA. Lineage: Eukaryota; Metazoa; Platyhelminthes; Cestoda; Diphyllobothriidea; Diphyllobothriidae. The record is from the annotation of a GenBank genome assembly.